Molecule: messenger RNA, 1608 nt
Organism: Diaporthe amygdali
Lineage: Eukaryota; Fungi; Ascomycota; Sordariomycetes; Diaporthales; Diaporthaceae
Exons: 1
Coding region: 1-1608 (535 amino acids)
Biological process (GO): regulation of DNA-templated transcription; aflatoxin biosynthetic process
Cellular component (GO): nucleus
Molecular function (GO): DNA binding; zinc ion binding; DNA-binding transcription factor activity, RNA polymerase II-specific
Source: RefSeq, a predicted model, not a curated record
AUGGCACCGUCACAACCACCAUCUGCUUCAGGCAACUUCCAAGUGUACACUCGACCACCUUCUGCAGGGUCGGUACCAAAGCUGCGAGACAGCUGCAAUGCAUGCGCAUCAUCUAAGAUCAAGUGUCACAAGCAAAAACCCACAUGCUCCGGCUGCACAAGGCGGGGCCUCAAGUGCGAGUAUCUUACUAGCAAUCGUGGCGGCCGUGCCGUCCGGAACAAUCAGAAUGCGGGCCACACGAGACAAAGAUCUCAACCUCCCAACACCAAUCCCGCCGAGGGCGAGGAUGCCACAAUUACAGUUGCUCGUGCCUCAACUCCAGCCGGCUCAGCGGGUCAGGCAUCGACGACCUUUUUCAACGAUCUCGCGCUCGAUCCUGUGUUGACAACAGUAUCCACACCGGCCACGACAACCUCAGAACCGGGCUCAGCCACGGUGCCACCGUCAGGGCUCUCAACGUCGUCCUCUUUGUCAAGCCUCCAUGUAGGCUAUCCUUUCACACCUGGUGGCUCGGGGUCUUGCAGUACCUUCACCGGCCUGCCGACGCCCACAAAUCACCACGAAUUUGACCUCUCGUCCCUGCUUAACGACUGUAUGACUGACGACCCAAUUGAUUUCCUAUCGGAUCCAUUUCUUAUGCCCCUAUCCUUUGACAACGCAAACUUUCUGGGAGGCACUACGCCGCUUCCUACUCCUAUUCAAUGUGUCGACCCUAUGCAAAUUGAGGACAAGGCACCGUUACCACAGCCCGAGAAUGACCUCUCACGGCAUCAAGACCACGACAAGUCAGACUGCUACUGCCUCUCGACGGCACUCGCGCUGAUGAAAAGGCUCUCGCUGAAGCCGUCGGCCGCCACCUGCGCGACAUUUGGUCAAGCUGGAGACCCGAAACCCUCAUCUGCUCUCUCUUCUGCAUCGUGCCCCACGAUCGAGGAAGUCAUAACCAAGAAUCAGGGGGCCAUCGAGUCAAUCGGCCGCAUGCUGAACUGCUCGUGCGCCCGGGACGGCUACUUGCUUGCGCUGAUAUCGCUGGUGCUCCUGAAGAUACUUGCGUGGUAUGACGCCUCCGCGAGAGCCAGUCCAGACGGCCGACCCCCAGCGGGGUCUGAAGUCUUCAGCAGCGGCAGCAGUCUUGGUGCCAGUGGCACCAACAGCACCAGCAGCAGCAGCAGCAUUUUCGCGGCGAGUCCAGCGCCUAGCGCGGCCAGCAGCGAUCACAAUGGCGGCGUCACCGCCAGCAGGAGCAGCAACAUGGAGCAGGUGCGCUGGGCGCCGAGCGUCGUCAGCAGCUACUGCUUGGAUGGCGAGGACUCCGGCCGCAUGGCAGCUCAGCUGGUGCUCAGCGAGCUAAGCCGAGUACAGCGGCUUGUCAGCGGGCUAGAGGAAACUUUACGAGCACUAUUACAAGCAGCUCACAACAAUCACAGUAGCAGUCACGGCGGGGCCGCCAGCGAGGGUGGUGGUCUCGUGGGGGCGGUAGGCGGACUGGACAGAGACGAAUCAGCGACGCCGUUUCCUUUGCUUAUGCUAGAAGGCAUGGUGGCAAAUAUAAAGAAGAAGCUCAAGGCCAUAUCUAUUGGCAUAGUUAAAAAACUGAAUUCAGACUAA